CGUUGGCUGACUUUUACCUGUGAGGUAGACUAGUUUCGCUUCGCCGGUGGGAAUAAGCAACAGCAAACACCAGGGUCCGGUCCGGUCCAGAGGUGGCAAGACUUCCCUCCUCCCCUCCGGCCCCGUGUGACUCAGGAGCUCCAGCUGCGGAGCGUCGGACGGGAUUUCUCCGGGAUUUUAGAGUCGGUGCGCAACAGCGAGCGAAGCAGGAGGCAGGUGCACGGGAGAGGACAGGACAGGGAGGAGGAGGAGGAGGGCUGUUUGUAUUUCCGUGAGAGACUCUUGUCGUUCACACCGGGCCGAAUGAUUGGUGGUCAACUGGUUGGCGCCUCGGUGGUCUAUCUGUGUUAGUUUCAUUAGUAUGCGGCUGGAGUCCCCCCGCUGCUGCCGACAUCCAGCCUGAGGACUGAUCGGCAGCCCUGAAGUCUCCUCCGUGCCUGCUGAGUGACUCCUCGCCCCGUGGAGGACGAGGAGGAGGCGGCGGCAGCACAAGUCGGACCCCAGCUGCACCGACUGUUCUGUGGAACAGUUUUCACGGACGCACCACGGACCUCCUCGCCUUGUGGAUCAAGAAGAUGAUGGGUUUUCUGCGCCGGACGUUCAGCCGCCGCUCCCGGAGCCGCUUCCAGACGAGAGAGCGGGACGAACGGGACGGUAAAGGGGGAGGAGAUGGAGGGGGAGGAGGAGCAGGAGGGGUGACCGGGAACCCCCUGCUCCUGGCCCAUCAGCAGCAGGUCGUACACGCGCCCGCCGUGGUCAGCGGGGGAGCGUCGGUUCACAUCCCGGCGGCCGGGACGGCGAGGACCACGAUCACCUGCCGCGUCCUGCUGCUGGACGGCUCGGAUGUCAAUGUGGAUUUGCCUAGUAAAUCCAAAGGCCAGGACCUUUUUGACCAGAUCAUGUACCACAUAGAUCUGGUUGAGACAGACUACUUUGGAUUGCAGUUCAUGGACACGGAACAAGUCUCACACUGGCUGGAUAUGUGCAAGCUUAUAAAGAAACAGAUCCGAGACGGGCCUCCAUACAGACUUUUCUUCAGAGUGAAAUUUUACUCUUCAGAGCCAAAUAACCUGCGUGAGGAAUUUACAAGGUAUCUGUUCGUGUUGCAGCUUCGACAAGAUAUUCUGUCUGGCAAAUUGAAAUGUCCGUAUGAUGUGUCAGUAGAGCUGGCGGCGUAUUGUUUACAGAGUGAGCUGGGAGACUGCGAUCCCUUGGAGCACUCUCCUGAGCUGGUGUCUGAGUUUCGUUUCAGUCCCAAACAGAGCGAGGCCAUGGAGGCGGACAUCUUCGGCAGGUGGUUGGACCUUCGGGGAAAGAGUCCAUCUCAAGCAGAGAUUUCUUUUCUCAACAAAUGCAAGUGGCUGGAACUUUACGGCGUAGACAUGCACUUUGUCAAGGGCAGAGAUGGAGGAGAAUAUGCACUUGGCCUCACUCCGACUGGCAUCUUAGUUUUUGAAGGCUCCAACAAAAUUGGCCUCUUCUUUUGGCCCAAAAUCACUCGGCUGGACUUUAAAAAAAGUCGACUCACGUUGGUCGUUGUGGAGGACGAUGAUCAGGGUCGGGAGCAGGAACACACGUUUGUGUUCCAGCUGGCCAGCUCCAAGAGCUGCAAACACCUGUGGAAGUGCGCCGUGGAGAGCCACGCCUUCUUCCGGCUGCGCCAGCCAACCACGGGCAAGGCCAGCCGCAGUGACUUCACGCGGCUCGGGUCCCGCUUCAGAUUCAGCGGUAAGACGGAGUAUCAGGCCACUCACGGAGGCAGACUGAGGAGAGCCAGCACAUUCGAGAGAAGGCCGAGCAAGAGAUACCCGUCCCGCACACAGUCACUGGGCAAAGCCGCCAUUUCCCCAGCCAAGCCGCCACAUAUCAGCUCUCACGCCAGCCCUGAUCCCAGCCUACAUCCAUACCAGCACAACAUUCCUAUUCACGAGGCAUGGCACCCGCCCCACCCGGCUCUCACACCCCCAGUUUACCUGCAGCCCUCCGGACACACACCGUCACACAGUUUCCCUCUCAGUGGUCCCGCCUCAGACCAUCAGUUCAGCGUCGAAGAGAAUGAGACCUCGUAUUCUGGCAAGAUCCAUCACCAUCACCGUCGCCACACACACAGCCAGGACACGCUCUGCCACACACACACCAAGAACAAACGUCGAGCCCCUCCCUGCCCUGCAGAUGAGUUGGACAUCUCUCAGUCUCUGCUCAAGGCUCUGGAGUCAGAAAGUGAUUCUCCCCCCUGGCCCUCACUGCAUGUCAACAUGGACAACAAGGGAGAGGAGAAGCAGCUGUCUGAAAAGUCUCUGCACCCUCCUGCCUCUCCAGCGAUGCUCCCCGACCACCUCAAGUGUAACAUCCUCAAGGCCCAGAUGGAGGCGGCUUUCAGAAAGGAAGCCCCAACAACGCCUAGAGUGAAGAACUCAAAUGAGACCCUCAAUGACAGGUACCAGAGCUCCUCCCAAGACUCAGCUGCAUCCAGUCUGACUGCAGACAAGACGCCACAUCGACAAGACUGCAACCCGACGCCUGAGAGGGUUCAGGCCAAAGCCAACACAAGCACCACCCGCAGAAAACGACUGGUCAGGCAAUUCAGCUUUAACCAUGAAGAUGAAGAUAAUCUCCCAGAAGCACUUGCAGCCAUCUCCUCCCAGAGCACAGGGAAGUCAGGAUCCACCAGCUCACUGGACAAACAGAUCCAGCCGUCCAUAUAUCCACAGGUGGAUAACAUGCCAGCACUGGAGCUGGGUAGUCCAUGCUGUCCCUCUCCUUCGCCUUCUCCCCAUCUCUCCCCUUCUUACUACCGUAGCUCCAUUCCUCACCUGGUCCCUUAUCUUGCUGCCCAUAACGACAGCGGAGAGGAAAUGAGGUUGGACAGGGAGAAGAUAUUACGAGCGCUCCUGAUGACGGAGCUCUGA
Molecule: messenger RNA, 2909 nt
Organism: Chelmon rostratus (copperband butterflyfish)
Lineage: Eukaryota; Metazoa; Chordata; Actinopteri; Chaetodontiformes; Chaetodontidae
Gene: epb41l4b
Product: erythrocyte membrane protein band 4.1 like 4B
Exons: 23
Coding region: 576-2909 (777 amino acids)
Cellular component (GO): cytoskeleton
Molecular function (GO): cytoskeletal protein binding
Source: RefSeq, a predicted model, not a curated record